This is a messenger RNA of Chrysochloris asiatica (Cape golden mole), 1383 nucleotides long. RefSeq names its product ABI family, member 3 (gene ABI3). Bases 280 to 1383 code for a protein of 367 amino acids. Gene Ontology annotation, cellular component: lamellipodium. NCBI's taxonomy places the organism in Eukaryota, Metazoa, Chordata, Mammalia, Afrosoricida, Chrysochloridae. The record is from RefSeq and is a predicted model, not a curated record. The transcript has 8 exons. Gene Ontology annotation, molecular function: SH3 domain binding. Gene Ontology annotation, biological process: regulation of cell migration.
CUUCCUCUGCUGGGAAGGAAUGGGAGGCUGGGUCCCCAAUUGGACCCCCUGUCUUCUCCCUUCCUCUGGGCAGGGGACAGAGAGGCCUAGGCCCAGGAAGUAGGGACUGACUUCCUCUUGUCCGGGAAUGAGCCUCUCUGCCCUUUGCAAGCAGGUUUGGGUCUCUCACGCAGAGGAAAUCAAAACCAGUAAGAGGGAGGGGAAACUAAGCAACCAAUCAAGGGCAGGGUGAGACUCAAAACCAGCGGGCUCCCCGGGGAGCAGCCAGAGCUGGGGGCCAUGGCCGAGCUGCAGCAGCUACAGGAGUUUGAGAUCCCCACGGGCCGGGAGGCUCUGCGGGGUAACCACAGCGCCCUGCUGCGGGUCGCCAACUACUGUGAGGACAAUUAUGUACAGACCACAGACAAGCGAAAGGCGCUGGAGGAGACCAAGGCCUUCACCAUCCAGGCACUGGCCAGUGUGGCCUACCAGGUGGGCAACCUGGCGGGGCACACUAUGCGCAUGUUGGACUUGCAGGCGGCCUCUCUGCGGCAGGUGGAAGCCCAUGUCAGCACGCUGGGCCAGAUGGUGAACAUGCACAUGGAGAAGGUGGCCCGAAGGGAGAUCGGCACCUUGGCUGCUGUCCAGCGGCUGCCCCCCAGCCAGAAGGUCAUCCCUCCUGAGAGCCUACCCACCCUCACACCUUACUACAGAAAACCCCUCAACUUUGGCUGCCUGGAUGAAAUUGGACAUGGGAUCAAGGACAUGAGCACGCAGCUGUCGCGGACUGGCACUCUGUCUCGAAAAAGCAUCAAGGCUCCUGCCACACCCGCCUCCACCACCCUAGGGAGGCCGCCCCGGAUCCCCGAGCCCGUGCAGCUCCCAGUGGUGCCCGACGGCCACCUCUCCGCCGCCUCGUCAGUCUCGUCCCUGGCCUCGGCCGGCAGCGCCGAAGGCGUCACUGGGGUCUCCACGACCAAGGGGCAGGCGGUCCCCCCACCCCCACCUCUUCCCAGCUCCAUGGUCCCACCUCCACCAGCAGCUGACCUCUUCCUGCUGCCCACUCCGCUGGAGCUGAUCCCACCCCCGCCUGUCCAGGAGUUGCCCCUGCCCAUGGACCUGCCCCCACCGCCAAUCCUGGAUGUAGAUGAACUGGAGCUACCACCUCCGCCACCCCCAGGUUUUGGCCCUGAUGACCCCAGCUGGGUCCCUACUGCAUACUUGGAGAAAGUGGUGACGCUGUACCCAUAUACUCGCCAGAAGGACAACGAACUCUCCUUUUCUGAGGGUACAGUCAUCUGCGUCACCCGUCGCUACUCGGAUGGCUGGUGUGAGGGCGUCAGUUCAGAGGGUGCUGGAUUCUUCCCUGGGAACUACGUGAAGCCCAGCUGCUCAUUUGAGUGA